Messenger RNA from Tripterygium wilfordii, 1376 nucleotides. RefSeq names its product septum-promoting GTP-binding protein 1-like. Gene Ontology annotation, molecular function: GTP binding; GTPase activity. The transcript has 6 exons. NCBI's taxonomy places the organism in Eukaryota, Viridiplantae, Streptophyta, Magnoliopsida, Celastrales, Celastraceae. The coding region runs from base 384 to 1193 and encodes 269 amino acids. The record is from RefSeq and is a predicted model, not a curated record.
UGGAUAAAUUGAAUGAAGCAUAAUACAGUAUAAUCUUUGGGUUGAUUGGCACGAGAGAAAAUUUGGUUUUUCUUUUAGGGGAGGCUUGAUCUCGAGAUUUGUAUGAGAGACCAUACAUAUAAGUGUCAUUUAAACUACUUGUGAUUAUUCCAAAAUACCCUGGUGUGAAAACGAGUCACAACGACAAGAGUCGGCAAUCUAGACUUUUUGCCCCGCUAAAAUCGUGAAACUAAUUUGGUAAGGGUAGAAAAAUUAUAAUAUGAUAUUCCUAAAAUACCCUCUCAACAUACCAUUUGAACACAAAAUCAAGCUCGCAUUCAUUUCUCAUGGCCAAAUAGCUUCUUGAGGCCAUCCCUUCCUUCCAUUCAAAAUCUCGCCAAAAAAUGACUCAUUUCAACCUUUCACGCUCGAUCAGGUGCCGCGUUGUCUUCCUCCGGCGAUUCCUCCAUCGCUUCUGGAACCAUGUUCUCAUGUGUUCCAUAGGAAAGCCGGUUCAAUAUCGGAUGCUACCUCCAUCACCGACGAAUCCGUCUCCUUCACCAUCUCCGGUGGAAACUGAGAUCGGAGUGCCACCAGUGAGCGUGGCGCCAUUGUCUGAUAAUGUUGACAAUGACUCAGAUUUGGUUUCUUUGAAGAUCACCCUCUUGGGCGACACCCAGAUUGGAAAGACUAGUUUCUUGGAGAAGUACGUAGGGGAUUCCAAACAACAAAAACCCGUUGGCUCGGAGACGAAGGGAUUAACGUCCAUGGACAAGACAUUGUUUGUCAAAGGUGUUCGUAUUUCUUACAGUAUCUGGGAAGUUGAAGAUGACAGUAGGUCUGUGGAACGAAUGCCUAUUGCUUGUCAGGAUUCUGUGGCGAUUUUGUUCAUGUUUGAUCUAUCAAGUCGGCGUACAUUGAACAGUGUGAUAACCUGGUACCAAAAAGCUAGGAAAUGGAAUCAGAGGGCAAUUCCCAUUCUAAUAGGCACUAAGUUUGACGAAUUCAUCCAGCUCCCUAUUGAUUUGCAAUGGACAAUUGCCAGCCAGGCUAGAGCAUAUGCAAAGGGUAUGAAUGCUACUCUCUUCUUUUCUAGUGCUACCUACAACAUUAACGUGAACAAGAUCUUCAAGUUCAUUACUGCCAAGCUCUUUGACCUCCCAUGGACUGUGGAGCGCAACCUCACCAUUGGAGAACCCAUUAUCGAUUUCUAGUUUCCUUUCUUAUGCAGCUUAGAAAUGGCUGUUAAACUCAGGUCAACCGAUCACUGGACUAGAUAGCUAGGAAAAUUUUAUUCUAGUGAUUAUUCGAGUUGUUUAGUCAGAUUAUGGUGGAAUAAAGCAGAGAGAGACAACCUGGAUUUGAUUUUCAACUUGACUUUUUAAUGGUGCAUAGUA